Molecule: messenger RNA, 2664 nt
Organism: Gadus morhua (Atlantic cod)
Lineage: Eukaryota; Metazoa; Chordata; Actinopteri; Gadiformes; Gadidae
Product: beta-1,4 N-acetylgalactosaminyltransferase 2
Exons: 12
Coding region: 125-1546 (473 amino acids)
Biological process (GO): UDP-N-acetylglucosamine metabolic process; UDP-N-acetylgalactosamine metabolic process
Molecular function (GO): acetylgalactosaminyltransferase activity
Source: RefSeq, a predicted model, not a curated record
GCCCCUCACAAUUUCUGUGUAUGGCCCUGGUUAUUUUACUUGAUGCAGUUCGAGGCAGACUAACUAACUAACUUCUAGUUUAUCAACUAUUUCCCUUGAAACAAUAGCCCUCUCUUGGGCAACGAUGAGCAGUUUUAUCAGAUCGGGUUUGCUGCAGCUUCUUCUGCUUGGUUUCUUUGUUGUUAUGGCCUUCUUCGGAUUCUUCCAGAGCUGUACGGUAGAGCACAAGCGCUCCCUCAUCAGAAGGUGGUCUCCACCCACCGGCCUAUUCAUCCCCCCUUCUACCUGCUUCUGCAUAAAUGACUCGUAUAUUCUGGACAACAGCAUUCCUAGUGACCAGCUGGCAGAGAUUCUGGAACGACGGGGCAAGGAGUACAAGAAACACCAGGCCAGAACAAGCUCCAUUUUGAACGCACUCCUCUUUGCUCCAUCCAACUCUCCACUGCAGUAUCCCAUUCAGGGUUUCACAGUUCGUCCCAUGGUCCCCACUCUCAUUCCAGGUUUAGCGCUGCACACACAGAAAAGAAGCAGCUACAAGGUUUUACUAAAUGUCACCAGAGGUAUCCUCAGUCUAGGGACCCCAAGAGAUGAAGAUGUUGUCAAUGGUAGCAGGAAGAAUUUGAUCAUCUUGGAGACGGAUAGCUUAGCGGAAAUGAACAAACUUCUGGCGAAGGUCACCUAUACCAGCACUGUGUACCACAUACACACCGGAGACCUGGUUCACUUCAUGUGUGAGGUUCACCAAGCUGUGUUCCCCAUCGUCAUUCGUCAACCAACCCUACCUGUGCUCUUCGACAUUGGAACAGCCAUCAGUGACCAAGUGACUGUCACCACUAAGACCUUCAUGCGCUACAAGGAGUUGAAGCUCCUCAUAAGAAGCUUAAGACAGCACUACAAAGACAUGACACUCAUUGUGGCUGACGACACCCAUGAGCCGGAAAAAAUCAUUGAAGAAAAUGUUCUGCAUUACAUUAUGCCCGGGGGACAGGGCUGGUUUGCUGGCAGAACCCUGGCUGUCUCUCAAGUCACCACCAAGUACUUUCUAUGGGUGGAUGAUGACUUUCUAUUCACUGAGAAAACAAAGAUAGAGGAUCUGGUGGAGGUGAUGGAGGCAACACCAGUGUUGGAUGUGGUUGGGGGUUCAGUGGAUGGAAAUCAGUUCUACUUCUCCAUCAACUAUGAUGAGGGAGAUGGAGUCACUGGAGGCUGUCUAGAGAAGAAAAGCAACAGAAGAUUCCACUCAGUACCUAAUUUUCCACAAUGCCACCUCGUCAGUGGGGUGGUCAACUUCUUCCUGGCUCGUACCGAUGCUGUGAAUCGAGUGAGAUUUGACCCCAAGCUGAAGAGAGUGGGACAUCCAGAAUUCUUCAUGGAUGGACUUGGUCAAUUGAUGGUUGCAACAUGUAGUCAUGUUUCCAUCAGCCAUCAGCCUAGAAUGAUGAAACCUGAGUACAAGAUAUUCAGACACCCCACAUCGGAGGAACAGGAUUCAAAAAAACGGCUGUACCACUACAAAAACUACCUCAAAUGUAUCCGCUUUGGAUAGGACAACAACUCUUUCAAUGACAAAUUCACAUAAGGAAAAUAUUUGGCGGCAAAUCCAGACAUAUUCAAUAAAAGAAAGUCAACCUCUAGCUUCAGGUAAACUUUAUGUCACACUCAAAGGAAUACGCAGACAGUGUUGUGCCUGAACGCGUUCAUUGAAUGAUAGUUCAUGAACUCGUUCAUAUUUUGGGGCGAACGUGAACUGAACGUACUGUAUUACUGCCUGAUGAACAUUACUGUGAACUCGUUCAUUUUGGUGUCUGGGAACGGCACACUCACUCGGUUUAACUUCGUUCAAUAGGGGGGUUAUUUGUUCAUCAACACGGCGGAUGGGCCGUGUUGCCAUGUUUAUCUCUGUGUUGCCAUGGUUAUCUCUGUGUGGUUAAUUUGCAGUUUCGGUUUUGUCAGCUUACUGUUACAUUAAACUGUAAUCAGAAAACGCGGUUAUAUGCUUUAGACCAGGGGUCUCAAACUCGCGGGCCAAUUGCGGCCCGCUGGACGAUAUUUUGUGACCCCCUACUCAAAGUUUAGUCACUUUUCUUUCUUAUUUUUUUGCUGAGUCGCUGCGCUUGCCCGGGGGCCUCAUUUAAAAAGCUUGCUGCGCACAAAAACCUUGGAUAAGACGGAGGUGAAAUGUACGUAGGCCAAUGGUAUGGCUUCUCCCAAGUCUGUGUGCGCUGGAGAAACGCCCUUUCUGUCUGUAUCUCUGUGUGUAACACCAUGCACCUGAACGGGUUCUCUCCUGUGUGAUUCCUCUGAUGUAUUUCAAGCUUACUGAAGCAUCUGAAACUAACCGCUUAGCAACCGAGUUCCUCAAAUUGUGGAGCUUCAUAUCUCUGAGCAUGAAAUGUGCGUCAGUUUUUCUCACUGCAAACGUUGGUAGGCUAUUUAUAGAAAAUGUCUAUGUUUUGACAUGUUUGAUUACAUUUUAUAACUGCAUGGGCCUGGAUACGUCGGUAGGUGUGUGUGUGUGUGUGUGUGUGUGUGUGUGUGUGUGUGUGUGUGUUUCCAGUGGGAGAGGAAAUAUCGACGUGUGAAAGAGUGUUUUGUAUCAAGUUUAGGCCGACACAUAUUAAUUGAAAUUUAUAUGUCAUGAGAUAAAAUCAUGUAAUACAUUUA